This is a messenger RNA of Rhodotorula graminis WP1, 1331 nucleotides long. RefSeq lists its product as uncharacterized. The record is from RefSeq and is a predicted model, not a curated record. The transcript has 9 exons. Bases 1 to 1266 code for a protein of 421 amino acids. NCBI's taxonomy places the organism in Eukaryota, Fungi, Basidiomycota, Microbotryomycetes, Sporidiobolales, Sporidiobolaceae.
AUGGCACUUCCCUCUGAGAGCGAGUACGGGCCCAUCCGCACGCCUCUCGACGUCGACAAGCUGCGGGCCUACAUCGAGCAGCAGGUCAAGGGCUUCAAGGUCGACCCGACCGUGUACCAGUUCUCGUUCGGCCAGUCCAACCCGACCUACCUCCUGACGGGCAACGACGGCAAGAAGUACGUCGUGCGCACCCGUCCGCCGGGCCCGCUCGUGAGCAAGACGGCCCACGCCAUCGACCGCGAGUACCGCAUCCUCGACGCCCUGAGCCAGGAGGGCAGCGUCCCCGUGCCCAAGGUGUACCACCUGUGCAAGGACGACUCGGUCAUCGGGCGGCAAUGGUACCUCAUGGAGUACCUCGCAGGGAGGAAGUACGAGGACGUGCGCAUGCCCGAGGUCGAGACCAAGCAGGAGCGCGAGGCACUGUGGCUGUCGGCGAUCCAGACGCUCGCGUCGCUGCACGCCCUCGACCCGCAGAAGAUCGGCCUCGGCAACUACGGCUCGACGGCCGCGUUCUACCCGCGGCAAAUUCGAUCCCUGUCGAAGGUUUCGCAGGCCCAGUCCGAGGUCAAGAACGCGAAAACGGGCGAGCCGGUCGGCCCAAUCCCGAACCUCGAGUUCCUCCUCAAGUGGUACGGCGCCAACCUGCCUGGCGCCAACCCGAACGCGCCGCAGAUCCAGCAGGGCGGCAGGAGCCUCGAGGCGAGGAUCGUUCACGGCGACUUCAAGAUCGACAACUUGAUCUUCCAUCCGACAGAGCCUCGCGUCAUCGGCGUCAUUGACUGGGAGCUCUCGACCCUCGGGCACCCGUUCUCGGACCUCGCCAACCUGCUGCAGCCGUUCUACAUUCCAGCAGGCAAGGGCGCGGCGGGCUACUUGACGGGCUUGAGGGACCUCCCACCUUCUGCGCUCCCGAUCCCGCCUCCCUCGGUCCUCCUCUCGACCUGGUGCACCCACCUCGGCCUCGACUUUCUCACGACCGUCGGCGGCGACGCGGGCACGGCGGCGGCGGGCGCGAUGGGCAACCUCGAGCUCGAGCAGCAGGGCGACGUCGCGAGGGGCAGGAGGGCGUGGGAGGGCUGCGUCUCGUUCGCCUUCUUCCGGCUCGCCGUCAUCACGCAGGGCAUCGCCGCCCGUGUCGCGCAGGGCAACGCCUCGUCGGCCAAGGCGGCGCAGCACGCCAAGAUCUUCCCGCGCCUGAGCGAGCUCGCGAUCGAGCACAUCAAGGUCUUUGCAGACGGGCCGCAGGGCGAGAAGGCGAGGCUGUAGAGCUGGUUCGGCCGGCGAGGUUCGAGACGAGGUCCGUGCAGUGCGAUUUCUCAAGUUUAGUGCCC